AAAUUGUGCUUAUAAAUGGGCGUUAACGUCGAUCUCGUGAUACAAGGAAAUAAAAAGGUGCCAGCAGUAGUCUCACUCACUUCGGGGCUUGACGGAAGAUACAGUACGGGUCACACAGAGAUCGAAUCAUGGACGUCCGGACCGGUUUCAUCGUUUUGUUCUGCCUGAUGGGAUUCACCUGUGCGGAGCCGGUGAAAUUCAUAGACUGCGGCUCCUCUACUGGCAAAGUGGCCAUGGUGGACAUUCACCCUUGUGCCAGUCAGCCAUGCCAGCUACACAAAGGGGAGUCCUACAGUGUCAAUGUGACUUUCAGCAGCGCUGUGGAGAGCCAGACAAGCACGGCAGUGGUUCACGGCGUUAUUGCUGGCGUUCCCAUCCCUUUCCCCAUUCCAAUAGAAGACGGCUGCAAGUCUGGAAUACAGUGUCCCAUCCAGAAGCAGCAGAAGUAUCAUUAUGUGAACGCUCUCCCUGUGAAGACUGAGUAUCCCGCAAUAAAGCUGGUCGUGGAGUGGGAACUGAGAGACGACAACAAGCAAGACUUGUUCUGCAUUAGGUUCCCAGUUCAAAUUGUGAGCUAAACUAGCAACAGUACCUCUGACAAGUGUUGUAUUUUUAAAGGGAUUCAGCUUUGAGUAAAAACCUAAAGAAUGUAAAUGGCUCUAGUUAAGUUCUCAUUUUAUUCUUUCAUCAAAUUGAUUUUAAGAUGAAUGUCUCUUUCUGUGGUUUUGCAAGACUUUGCCGCGCACACACCUUGAAUCCUUCUGAAAUAAAUGUUUGCUAAGAUCUUCGUAACAGUCAAUUUGAAGAGUUGUGGAAUAAUGCGGUUAAUGUUUGUGUGAAUGACCCUGAACUACAUUCCACUACAGAACAAAUGGAUUGUCUUACUGGCUGCUGUGUAGUCUGAAAGGCACGUACUAUACCUAUUGCUUUACAAACUUUUGUAAUAUUUGUUACUGACAUGUACUACUGUAAGAUGAGUGGAAUUGAAAUAUGAAAAUUAAAUUCUAAUAAAAAUCUAACUUACU
This is a messenger RNA of Morone saxatilis (striped sea-bass), 1025 nucleotides long. Its product is annotated as NPC intracellular cholesterol transporter 2-like. Gene Ontology annotation, biological process: intracellular cholesterol transport; cholesterol efflux. The record is from RefSeq and is a predicted model, not a curated record. Bases 129 to 578 code for a protein of 149 amino acids. Lineage: Eukaryota; Metazoa; Chordata; Actinopteri; Moronidae. The transcript has 5 exons. Gene Ontology annotation, molecular function: cholesterol binding.